This is a messenger RNA of Lineus longissimus, 2024 nucleotides long. RefSeq lists its product as uncharacterized. The record is from RefSeq and is a predicted model, not a curated record. Bases 67 to 1677 code for a protein of 536 amino acids. NCBI's taxonomy places the organism in Eukaryota, Metazoa, Nemertea, Pilidiophora, Heteronemertea, Lineidae. The transcript has 8 exons.
CUACCGAUUGAUAUAUCAAUUAUGGAUACAUAACACGUUUCUGGUGCUGUUUCCUCGGCGUGGGUGAUGGAUGAGGACAAAGAAUUCUCUUGUUUGUACCAGGCGUAUUUAAAUCCGGCUUUUUCUGAAGAAAAAGAGAGCAUAGGCCUGCCCGCAGUUGAGACAUCAGGCAAGGAGCUAGACGGGGAUCCACCUCCCUUACCGUCAGAAGACAUGCCGGCGUUACCCCUCCACAAACGACAAGAUUUCUGGGCAUGGAUAGGCAACUUGUUGUUUUUCCUUGGGCUAGCGGGCGCCAUCUGGGGGAUCGGCAAUGCAAAAGGCUGGUAUGCACCAUCCGGGUAUGCCCACAAUGAAAGUGAGACGUCACAGCAGCGCUUCCUCAAAGAACCAAUUACCCCGGAACCGGGAGUCAGGGGCAGGGAUGGUGUCGGGGCUUCCGGAAGGUGGUACUACUGGCGACUCAAGCCUGAAGACCAGAACAUCUACACCCAUCUGUUCGUGUGGAUGUCGUACGUUGCCCACCAGCUCUUUGCUUGGACUGCGUUAUAUUUGGCUCAGUAUUUCAAGAACUUGCCCUCGGCUACUGGACCGCGAUUUAGUACAAACCUUGAGUGGUAUAACUGGAUGGGUAUUGCCAUCAACAUUGGCUUUCACCUCCUUCACCUCCUACAAACUCACACGACAUACGAUGCACUGGCUGCUGAUGUCGCUAUCAGUAGUUCUCAAUGCUCAGUUAUAAUGCUCAUCAUCUACAUAUUCAUAAUAGAAUAUCGCGACAGAGGCUAUGCCUUCGGCUGGCCCUCCCAAUACGACACUGGUUGCGCAACUAAGGUCCGGUUGACUUACGGUCCGAUGUACCUUGUCCGCAAGUACCACGGCUAUGCAUUCAGCUGGGGAGCCAUUUAUACGUUCUGGUACCAUCCCAUGGAAAAUACUUGGGGACACGUCCUAGGUUUUGCGCACACCUACAUGAUUCUAGUUCAAGGAAGUUUGGUGUUUACGAAGAUGCACCUGAACAAGUACUGGCGCUUCAUCCUGGAGACCUGGGUGACCUUGCACGGGUCGUUGGUGGCCUACCAGACUGGCGGCCCAGAUCAUGUCAUCUGGCCCAUGUUUUGCUUCGGCUUUUCCACAAUGGUUGUAGUUACUCAGAUCUUCACCUUGCCGUUCUGGCGAAAGAUUCCCGUAUGGGUACGUCCUUUCCCAGCACUUAUACUGCUGGCCGUCAUCAUCUAUUGCUACAGCUGGAUCCCCGACGCACAAGGAAGAUACUUUGUCGGGAUGAUUGAGGUCAUAUUCAUCCCUGCCCUACUCCUCCUGGCUCCACUUGCAAUAUGGUUCCUACUCUGGCUGUAUCUAAAAGUGGAAGAGAAAUGUAAAAACAGGAAUACAGACUCUCAGAAGCCGAAACGAAAUCUAGCAUCGUCCAUUUUGUUUUUCUUGUGCAGUAUCACUAUACUCUCCAGCUGUACUGUCAUAGGAUUUCUAAUACAAUAUUUUGAUACUAAAAUGACACUUCCGACCAUGAUGCCAAUUUUGAGUUUUGCGUAUAGUAUCAUUGUAAGCAUUCAGCUGAUCGUGUCGAAGCAAAUGUUCCCUUGCACUGACAUCAUGCCCCGGAAAGUGGCACCUGCUGACUACGACGUGUCUGAUGAAAAAGAGAAGGAAACGUAAAUAGGCUGACCAAUGUAUUUAAGAAAUCAACUAAUACACAAUGCCGUAGUGCAGUCAUUAUGAAAACAAAUAUAUCUAAACUUGGUAUUCAUAGUAUUUAUAUAGGACCAUUUAUAUAUUAGUAUACACAACGGCAAUGUUGAAAAUGUACAUUAAGGACGUAAUUCUGCAAUUGAAAAUGUUUAAUUCAAUUACAAGUCAAAACUUUUAACGAACGGCGUAGGAAUUUUAUAAGCACGGCUUUUAAUCAAAAUUUAUAUAUGUGAAAUUACACCCCAAGAAAUAUUGUAUCCUCAAUUAUGUUUAUAAAACAAUGCUUUCGAAUAAAUGUUUUAUUUUUCUUAAAA